Molecule: messenger RNA, 2691 nt
Organism: Trichomycterus rosablanca
Lineage: Eukaryota; Metazoa; Chordata; Actinopteri; Siluriformes; Trichomycteridae
Gene: cnnm4b
Product: metal transporter CNNM4
Exons: 7
Coding region: 1-2346 (781 amino acids)
Biological process (GO): magnesium ion transport; intracellular manganese ion homeostasis; magnesium ion homeostasis
Cellular component (GO): cytoplasm; plasma membrane
Molecular function (GO): sodium ion transmembrane transporter activity; magnesium ion transmembrane transporter activity
Source: RefSeq, a predicted model, not a curated record
AUGGCGACAGGAUGGUGCGGAGUAAAGACUAACGUUCCUGCUGUGUUUCUGCUUCUGUGGAGCGGAGUGUGCGCUUACCGUGCUGACAGCGAGAGCCGCAUUAUCGGCAUGCGCCUGCAGAACAGCGACAAGCCCGCCGCCACCACCGAGGACGGGCUGAUCCAGGUGACGGAGGAGAGCAACAUCCAGCUCAGGUUGUAUGGCUGGAACAUCAGCAAUCACACCUGGACGCAGGUGAAGUUCGUGGAGCUUGGGGAGGGUGGUGAGGGAGGUGAGGGCGGUGAGGGGUUCAACAGGACUUGCUCUGAUUUCACCAAAGAUAUCCUGAUUAGGGCUGGCAUGAAGGUCAGCCACCAGGGCACCUCAGGGGUGAUGAGUGUUAAGAUCAAGCUGCUUAGAAAGAGUGAAGCUCAGAGGGAUUACAGCCUGUGCAUCAGGAAUGAGCAGGACGGUAAAUGGUACGUUUUGGGUGAACAGGAUGGCAGUAUACGUGUGGUUGAAGAGAAGAAGUCCUUGCUUCCUCUGUGGAUGCAGAUCAUCGUGAUUGCCUGUCUCCUUGUCUUUUCUGGGAUGUUCAGUGGCCUCAACCUUGGUCUCAUGGCUUUGGAUCCUAUGGAGCUCCGGAUCGUCCAGAGCUGUGGCACUGAAAAGGAGAAAAAGUACGCCAGGAAGAUUGAACCUAUUCGUAGGGAAGGCAACUACCUCUUAUGCUCACUCCUUCUUGGAAACGUCCUUGUCAACACCACUCUCACAAUCCUCCUGGACGAUCUCAUAGGUUCUGGUAUCGGUGCUGUAGUUGCCUCUACCGUAGGCAUUGUAAUAUUUGGUGAGAUAGUUCCACAAGCCCUGUGUUCUCGCCAUGGGCUGGCUGUUGGUGCCAACACAAUCCUGCUAACCAAAUUCUUCAUGCUUGUGACCUUUCCACUCUCCUAUCCUAUCAGCAAGCUUUUAGACUGCAUAUUAGGUCAGGAAAUAGGCACAGUCUACAACCGAGAGAAGCUGGUGGAGAUGCUGAAGGUCACUGAGCCAUAUAACGACCUAGUAAAAGAGGAGCUGAACAUGAUCCAAGGAGCGCUAGAGCUCAGGACCAAAACAGUGGAGGAUGUCAUGACUCCACUCAGUAACUGUUUCAUGAUUCACAGCGAUGCGGUGCUGGACUUCAACACCAUGUCAGAGAUCAUGGAGAGUGGCUAUACACGAAUACCGGUCUACGAGGAGGAGCGCACCAAUAUAGUAGACGUCCUCUUUGUGAAAGACCUGGCCUUUGUGGAUCCAGAUGACUGCACGACCCUGAAAACCAUCACCAAGUUCUACAACCACCCUGUCCACUUUGUUUUCCACGACACCAAGCUGGACUCCAUGCUGGAGGAGUUUAAGAAAGGUAAGUCCCACCUGGCCAUCGUGCAGAAGGUGAACAAUGAAGGUGAAGGGGAUCCGUUUUAUGAGGUCCUGGGACUUGUGACUUUGGAGGAUGUGAUUGAGGAGAUCAUCAAGUCUGAAAUUCUGGAUGAAUCUGACCUUUACAUUGACAAUCGUACUAGAAAGAAGGUCGCUCCUAACAAGAACAAGCGGGACUUUUCCGCCUUCAAGCAUGAGAGUGAAUCAAAGGUCAAGAUCUCGCCACAGCUGCUACUGGCCGCCCAUCGUUUCCUAGCCACAGAAGUAAUUCUUUUUAGCCAGUCGCAGAUCUCGGAGAAGAUCCUGUUGAGGAUUCUGAAGCACCCCGACGUGAUCCAGGAAAUCAAAUUCAAUGAGAAUGACAAGCGAUCACUUCAGCACUACAUCUACCAACGUGGCAAAGCUGUCGACUACUUUGUCCUCAUACUGCAGGGUCGUGUGGAGGUGGAAGCAGGUAAUGAGAAUAUGAAGUUUGAGACAGGACCCUUUUCUUACUAUGGUGUCAUGGCACUAACUGCGCCCACACUAGAGUUCCGGUCACCAUCUCACAUAAGUGGGCUGAACCGUUCAGCCUCUCUGAACUACACAGAUCGUUCUGAGUCUCAGUCGAUCAGUGGCAGCACCAGUCAGCUGAACAAUGCCCCAUCUACACAGUACGUUCCUGACUUCAACGUCCGAGCACUUACAGACCUGCAGAUCGUCAAGAUCACUCGAGCACAGUAUCAGAACGGUCUGAUGGCGUCUCACUUAGACAGUUCUCCACAGUCACCGGACAGCGGGACCUUGCGUAUGGAGAACAGCACCACGGCGGUGUCUCAGUCUCCAUCAGACAACACGAUCACACUCCCCCUGACAGACACUCCUCCUGAUGAACACACGUCACUCCUUAAUGAGCAGAACUGCCUUCCUGCACGCCAGUCCAGUCUUAACACACACAAAGAGAUCUAACGCACAAGGUUCAACAGAGUUACAAACACAUCCAGAAAAACUAUCAUUAAACCCACUACUCAAUAAAUGGAAACUAACAUCUAUGUAAGAAAUAAGGUUUGAAUGAGUAACACAGAAAUACAUAAACGGAACAUUAUUCAGUCAUACAAGCUUGACCUGAUAUGUGUUUGUGAGUGAGUGUGAGAGAAAAAUUGCAAUAAGGUUUUGCACCGAGACCAGUCGGCCCGAGAAUUGUUUGGACGGAUGUUCUGAUUUUGCUGAGUGACAUUGUCCCUAGUUCAAAAUUAUAUUUAAUCAAACUGACUAUAAACACUGCCACUAGCUUCUCUUCAUUUCUGAUACUGU